UAUAAAGCCCAGAAGUGUUUGGGAUCUCAGUGUUGAAGACCACUUCUCAUUCACCAGAACCAGGAACACGUCUUUCACCACCAUGAAGUCAUCUCUUGUCCUCUGUGUUCUUCUUGGUGUUGUCAUCUCUGUCAGGGCUGCGUCAGUGCCUCUCACUGUAGAGGCUGUCACUGCUACAUCUCCAGUCCCAGUAACCCAGAACGAAUCUACCACUGUCGAAUGGACCACCACUACUACAUACCCACCCACACAUACAGUGACGGGGCUUUAUGACACUACUACCACUGUCGAAUGGACCACUACUACAUACCCACCCACACAUACAGUGACGGGGCUUUAUGGCCCUGUUACCACUGUCGAAUGGACCACUACAUCAACUACACCAUUCACUACAAUUACAUCAACUCCUUGUUGUUUCACUUCUCCAUAUCCAACAACACAAACUACCGAAUUCACCACUACAGGGGCUUCUCACACACUGAGCCAGAUUAUGUGUCCUGAGGGAUGGACGGUGUUCCAGGGACGUUGCUACUACUUUGAGAGUGAGAUGAUGACCUGGCCUCAGGCUCUGUCCAACUGUGCCAUACUUGAGUCCAUGCUGGUCUCUGUCCACAGUGCUCAGGAGUAUGGUUUCCUCCAACAACUCACCAACAAUAAUGGAAAUCAGGAGGCCUGGCUUGGUGGUUUCUAUCUACCGGAACAGUGGUUGUGGAUUGAUGGCUCCUGGUUCUACAAUAACAGCUGGAGCAGCGAAGCCCCAGACAGCAGCAACCCCUGCCUAGUGCUCAACACUUAUGCGGGAUGGAGCAAUUCUCAGUGCUACGAUAGUAGCCUCUCCUCCAUCUGUGUGAAGAACUCCAAUGUCCCAUCAGACAUGGUGUGUCCUCAAGGUUGGACAGAGUUCCAGGGCCGCUGUUACUACUACAACUAUAAUAGUCUGACCUGGCCUGACGCUGAUGCUUACUGUGCUGGUGUCCAAGCCAGCCUGGUUUCCGUCCACAGCCCUCAGGAGUACUCCUUCCUCUAUCAGCAGACUUCUGGUAAUCCAUCCUGGCUAGGUGGAUUCUACCUUGAGGACCAAUGGAUGUGGCUCGAUGGCUCCUGGUUUUAUCCAGGAUUUUUUACUGAGAUGUCAACAGACAGUUCCAACCCAUGCCUUUCAACGCUGAACAAUGAGGGUUGGAGCAAUUACGACUGUGAUCAAACGUUCCCUUCGUUUUGUGUGAAGAAUGAGGUUGUUUGAAAGAUGCAACUUAAACCUGCAUCCUGCACAAGACAGACAAAUUAAAGGAACAUUUCAGUCAGGUGCACAUUUAAAAUGCAUUCUUACCAAAAUUGAAAAGCAUCUUUCUUGUACAAAUUUUCCAAACAAAUUAAACAGUCAUUUAUCA
This is a messenger RNA of Epinephelus fuscoguttatus (brown-marbled grouper), 1391 nucleotides long. RefSeq names its product C-type mannose receptor 2-like. The record is from RefSeq and is a predicted model, not a curated record. Bases 83 to 1243 code for a protein of 386 amino acids. The transcript is spliced from 10 exons. NCBI's taxonomy places the organism in Eukaryota, Metazoa, Chordata, Actinopteri, Perciformes, Serranidae.